AUGAGAUUAAAAAUAUUAUUGAUAAAGUUGGUAAAACUUGAUCCAGUUCUCGCAAAAAUCUCUCAAGGUUGUCAGAAGACUCUUUUAGCUAUAAUAACUAAAAUCAGUAAUGAGUCACUUCAUUCAGGUUGUAUGCCUGAGAAACUAAAAGAAGCCGUGUUGAAACCGAAACUAAAGAAAAUAUCGCUGGAGUGCGAAGAAUACACAAAUUUCCGACCUAUUUCAAACUUAAAAUACCUGUCUAAAGUAAUUGAGAAGGUUGCUGCCG
Molecule: messenger RNA, 268 nt
Organism: Paramuricea clavata
Lineage: Eukaryota; Metazoa; Cnidaria; Anthozoa; Malacalcyonacea; Plexauridae
Source: the annotation of a GenBank genome assembly